Messenger RNA from Macadamia integrifolia, 2157 nucleotides. RefSeq names its product CBS domain-containing protein CBSCBSPB3-like. The transcript has 15 exons. Gene Ontology annotation, molecular function: protein binding. Lineage: Eukaryota; Viridiplantae; Streptophyta; Magnoliopsida; Proteales; Proteaceae. The record is from RefSeq and is a predicted model, not a curated record. Bases 257 to 1999 code for a protein of 580 amino acids.
UUCGGUUGAUCUUCAUUUCUAGUCCCCACUAUUUCCUUUUUCUUCGUUGGGUUCCAUUUAUCCAUGGUUGAAUCAAUUAAGAUUAGGGAAAGAAGGUAAAAAAAUCUGUAGCAACAAUGGGGAUGGGAAAGGCCAAGAUCAAAAUUCGAACUCAAAGAAUAAAAAGCUUCAAAUGUUCAAAAUUUGAAGAGUAGGGUUCAAUAAAUCAAACCCCACUUUUCAGUUCAUCAUUUCAUUGUUGGAUUAACUAAACGAAAUGAAGAAAAACAAAAACCAAUUUUAUGACAUAGCCAAUCACCACCAUUCAUACUUGCAGAGGCCUCGUUCCACACGAAGAAUGCUAAUCAUGAUGUUCCAAAUGAAGAGCUCCAAGAUGAGCAAUCAACCAAUUCCUCAUCCGAGGAGGAACAAUCUGAAUCCAAGGCGUAGUUCGUCAACGGUAAGGAAAUCGGCUUCUUCUUCUGAGAACGGCAUCAGUAAUGGAACCCAAACGAGGCCGUCAUCUCCUCUCCAAUCGUCUGCUAUUGGAGAGAGGACGGUGAAGAAGUUGAGAUUGUCCAAGUCACUCACAAUUCCUGAUGGAACGACUGUUUCUGAUGCCUGUCGCCGGAUGACGUCUCGCCGUGUUGUUGCAGCUUUGCUUACUGAUGCUAAUGGUUUACUAUCUGGAAUCAUUACUGACAAGGACAUUUCCAAUAGAGUUGUAGCGGAAGGGUUGAAGCCACAGCAGACGAUUGUUUCAACAAUUAUGACGAGGAAUCCAGUUUUUGUUCCGACAGAUUCAUCAGCCAUUGAGGCUUUGCAGAAGAUGGUUCAGGGGAAGUUUAGGCACCUCCCUGUCGUUGAAAAUGGUGAAGUUAUUGCUUUGUUGGAUAUUACAAAGUGCCUCUAUGAUGCUAUAUCUAAAAUGGAAAAGGCUGCAGAGCAAGGAAGUGCCAUUGUAGCUGCUGUGGAAGGGGUGGAGCAUCAGUGGGGAAGCACUUCUCCAGCGCCAUAUGCCUUCAUAGAAACUCUCAGAAAGCGGAUGUUUAAGCCUUCCUUGUCAACAACCAUCCCUGAAAAUUCCAAGGUUGCAAUAGUAUCUCCUUCAGAUACUGUCUAUGUUGCAACAAAAAAGAUGCGAGAGUUGCAAAUUAGUUCAGUGAUUAUUGCAACUGGAAACAAACCUCAGGGGAUACUUACUUCGAAAGAUGUGCUUAUGCGAGUUGUGGCUCAAAAUCUUUCCCCCGAGCUGACUCUUGUCGAAAAGGUAAUGACGCCUAACCCAGAAUGUGCAAAAUUGGAGACAACAAUCCUUGAAGCAUUGCAUAUAAUGCAUGAUGGGAAGUUUUUACAUCUUCCUGUUGUAGAUAAAGGUGGAUCCAUUACUGCUUGCGUGGAUGUCCUCCAGAUAACUCAUGCAGCAAUUUCUAUGGUUGAGGGUAGCUCCGGAGGUGUCAAUGAUAUGGCAAACACAAUGAUUCAAAACUUCUGGGAGUCUGCACUUCCCUCGGAGCCACCAGAUAAUGAGUGUGACAUCCACAGUGAAAUGUCUGCACUAAUGGCAUCGGAGUGUACAGAUGCUAGCAAUUUUAUGCAUCGACCACUUGGACUAGGGAAUUCUUUUACCUUUAAGUUUCAGGAUCGUAAGGGCCGUGUGCAUAGAUUUAAUUGUGGUACUGAACAUUUGGAUGAACUUGUGUCUGCUGUCAUGCAGAGGAUAGGGAGUGACAACGUUCAGAAUCGUCCUCAGUUUUUUUAUGAAGAUGAUGAAGGGGACAAAGUACUACUUGCGACUGAUAGUGACCUUAUUGGGGCUGUUAGUCUUGCCAGACAAGGCGGGUUAAAGGUCCUAAGGUUGCAUCUUGAUUUUUCUGAUUCAAGCAAGCCGGUAUCAUCUUCAAUGGACUUGACCACAAUUCAGAAAACUAGUGGUCUCUCUCUCCAGUCAGGGCUUUUGGCUGGUUCGGCUGCAUUGGCAGGCAUCGGUUUAUUGACAUACUUAAAUCGCUCAAGCUAGUAAUGUUGGUGUAUAGUUGGCUUGAAGUUAUCCACUCUGUAGUGAUUCAUAGAAGAGCUAUUAGAAGAUCCAUCUGAGUCAAAUAUAAUACUCAAGGUAUUUCUCUGGAUUGCCAAGCAGGGUGUUGCUCUUUUUGAUUAUCUUUGUUCUUUGGGGGC